Molecule: messenger RNA, 855 nt
Organism: Dujonia railenensis
Lineage: Eukaryota; Fungi; Ascomycota; Pichiomycetes; Serinales; Debaryomycetaceae
Source: the annotation of a GenBank genome assembly
AUGAUCCGUAAACAAGCUCGUGAAAGAAGAGAAUACCUCUACCGUAAGGCUCUCGAACUCCAGGAAUCCAGUCAGACAGAAAAAAGGCAGCAGUUGAAGGCUGCUUUAGCUAGUGGUAAGGCAUUACCUAAAGAUGUCGCAGAUGACGAACAGUUAAGAAAAGAUUUCAUCUACGAUGAAAGUCAGCAAGAGGCUAUAGAUGACGAAUACCUGGCACUCUCUGGUAUAUCUGACCCAAAGAUAGUGGUUACGACAUCAAGAGAUCCAUCAACAAGAUUAUCACAAUUCACCAAGGAAAUCAAGCUCUUGUUCCCCAACUCUAUACGAUUAAACAGAGGUAACUAUGUGAUGCCUGAAUUGGUCCAAGCAUGUAAGCUGUCUUCAACGACAGACCUUGUUGUCAUUCAUGAACAUAGAGGUGUACCAACUUCGCUUACCAUAUCACAUUUCCCUCAUGGUCCCACUGCAUUUUUCACCUUACAUAAUGUUGUCUUAAGACAUGACAUCCCUGACGUUGGGAACCAGUCCGAAAGUUACCCACAUUUAAUUUUCGAAAACUUUUCAAGUGCAUUGGGUAAGAGGGUAGAGAACAUACUAAAGCAUUUAUUUCCCCCCGGAGUCAAGAAAGACUCGUCAAGAGUGAUUACAUUCAACAACGAUGGUGAUUUCAUAUCUGUCAGACAGCAUGUAUAUGUGAAGACUAGAGAAGGUGUAGAGUUAGCAGAAAUUGGACCAAGGUUUGAAAUGAGAUUGUUUGAAUUACGCCUCGGUACUUUGGAUAACAAGGAUGCAGACAUUGAAUGGCAAUUGAGAAGAUUCGUGAGGACUGCCAAUAGAAAGGACUAUUUAGCGUAA